This is a messenger RNA of Neltuma alba, 1992 nucleotides long. RefSeq names its product amino acid permease 6. Bases 204 to 1661 code for a protein of 485 amino acids. The transcript has 7 exons. Lineage: Eukaryota; Viridiplantae; Streptophyta; Magnoliopsida; Fabales; Fabaceae. The record is from RefSeq and is a predicted model, not a curated record.
CUUGUUUGUGCGUAAAAAGAAUUCCUGAUCACCUGUUGUCGCCCCCUUUGACUUGGACUCAUUUUGCGCCCUCUGAUCUCUAUUUAACUUCCUAAGUAGCUGUGCUUUUUCUCUCACAGCUUCUGGCUUGUUCUUCUCUCUCACUCUGAUUCAACCAUCUCAUCAGACACAGACGCCAGAGAGUAUACUGAUAAUUAACAAACAUGGCCGGAGUUAAUCAGUACCAGACGAACAGCAUGUACAUAGAAACCCCAGAAGGAUUUGGCGAUGCAAGUAAGAAUAACAUGCUGGACGAUGACGGAAGAACCAAAAGAACAGGGACGUGGGUGACGGCGAGUGCUCACAUAAUAACGGCGGUGAUAGGGUCGGGAGUGCUGUCGCUGGCGUGGGCGAUAGCGCAGAUGGGAUGGGUGGCGGGGCCGGCGGUGCUGAUGGCAUUCUCAUUCAUAACAUAUUUCACUUCCACUCUCCUCGCCGACUGUUAUCGCUCCCCUGAUCCUGUUCAUGGCAAGCGUAACUACACCUAUUCCAUGGUUGUUCGCUCUGCCCUAGGAGGGAGGAAGUUUCAGCUAUGUGGAUUGGCUCAAUAUAUAAAUCUAGUAGGUGUGACCAUCGGCUACACAAUAACUGCCUCAAUUAGUAUCGUGGCGGUGAAAAGGUCAAACUGUUUCCACAAGCACGGACACCAAGACAAGUGCAACAUAUCAAACUAUCCAUAUAUGAUAAUAUUUGCAUGCAUCCAAACAGUUCUUAGCCAAAUCCCAAACUUCCACAAGCUUUCAUGGCUCUCCAUUCUUGCUGCUAUCAUGUCUUUUGCUUAUUCUUCCAUUGGCCUUGGACUCUCCAUAGCUAAAAUCGCAGAGGGCAACCAUGUGCAAACAUCCUUAACAGGAGUGCAAGUUGGUGUUGACGUGUCGGCAUCUGAGAAGGUCUGGAGAACCUUCCAAGCCAUUGGUGAUAUUGCCUUCGCUUAUGCUUUUUCUAAUGUCCUCAUCGAAAUUCAGGACACCCUGAAAUCAAGCCCUCCAGAGAACAGAGUGAUGAAGAGAGCAAGUUUGAUUGGCAUUAUGACCACUACCCUGUUCUACGUCCUAUGUGGAUGCCUAGGUUAUGCAGCUUUCGGAAAUGAUGCCCCUGGAAAUUUCCUCACAGGAUUUGGCUUCUACGAGCCCUUUUGGCUCAUCGACUUUGCCAACGUCUGCAUAGCCGUUCAUUUGAUUGGAGCAUAUCAGGUAUUCUGUCAGCCCAUAUUCGGCUUCGUAGAGAACUUGAGCAAAGAAAAGUGGUCCGAGAGCAAAUUUAUAACAGGGGAGCACGCAGUGAAGAUUCCUCUAUGUGAAGGAACAUAUUACCUGAACUUCUUCAGGCUCGUGUGGAGGACUGCAUAUGUUAUUGUGACAGCCGUGAUAGCUAUGAUAUUCCCAUUCUUCAAUGACUUCUUGGGUCUCAUUGGCUCACUCUCCUUCUGGCCUUUGACCGUUUAUUUCCCCAUAGAGAUGUACAUUAAGCAGUCCAAAAUACAAAGGGGCUCCUUCACAUGGACUUGGCUCAAGAUAUUGAGUUGGGUCUGCUUGGUCGUUUCCAUCAUUUCUGCUGCUGGAUCCAUCCAAGGCCUUGCUCAAGAUCUCAAGAAGUAUCAGCCCUUCAAAGCUCAACAAUAAUCAUGGCUCGUUAAGCUAGAUCCCUGUGACAUUGUCUUCAAUACUCUCUCACUUUCUUUUUCUUUCUCUUUGAAAUUAAAAAUAAACUGCAACCAAGUCCACGGAUAAUGUAGGGUUAUCGACUGCUCAUGGGAAGGAACAACAAACCUAGGGUAGAGCGUGCAGUGAAAACUAACCCCAAGAUGGUUAGAAGGUCGGAGCACUAUCAUUUCAAAAUACGGAUUCAGUCCGGUAGGAACCAACUUUCAGCCUGGGUCUACAUGAAAAUGUAUAUCAAUAGCACUGAAAAUUCUGGACAGUGUCAAUAACCGAAUUCACUGUGAUUUAUAAA